Molecule: messenger RNA, 17933 nt
Organism: Porites evermanni
Lineage: Eukaryota; Metazoa; Cnidaria; Anthozoa; Scleractinia; Poritidae
Source: the annotation of a GenBank genome assembly
UCUAUAAAUCAGCUGUGUUUACCUCGUCUACUUUGCUAUUUACUGACCAGCGAUUCGCAAAAAAUGGGGGUGAGUAUCAACAUACAUGUAAUGAAAACAGUUCCAAACCAAAGAUUGUGUAAUUACAAUACACUUUCCAUUAACGCAAAAUUGUCGUCGACUAAGUCAAGCUACCAGCUGUUUUAAUUCUUAUUCGAAACUAUGCACGCCUUAAACAUGGAUUGAUCAUUGCUUGCAACAUUGAGGACCAAGCUUAAAUUUUUCCUGUUAAAAUUAUUAACGAUCCUUAACCAAUCCAUUGUCAACAGCUUCGAGCUAUAUCGAGGCAAAUGUUUAUAAAUAAGCAGUACACAGUUUAUGGUAAAUUUCAUUUUAUGUCUUACAAACUGAUUCCGUUUGUUUAGGUUUUAGAAAAUGUAAGUGCAGGCACACAGUCACAAAGGAAGAAGGAAAUUUUAUUUGGUGACAAGGGAAUUCUUAAUCUUGAAAGCUCUGAUGAUCUGACAUCGCUUAGUCCUCUGAAUGAAGAAACAGGUUUGAUCCUUCUGUCGUCUACAUGUAUUAAAAAGUAAUAAUUAUACCUUCAAAUUGAAGAGCCACUCAAUCGACAAGAAGGUUUUGUUUAAAAUGAAAAGGGGUUUGGAAUCCCAGGAUACAAAACUUUUAUUAGUUAAGCAUACAUAAGCUUUAAGUUCGGUUCCAGAACUGGAUUCGAAACCUCGUAGGAUUGAGCAAUGCUUUCUUUGCUAAAAGCCUAAUACAUUUUGAUUAUUUCCUCCAGCUAUCAGGCUGAGACAAAAAUAAGACAAUCCAGCUUGUCCAAAGGGCAUGAUUUUUUUCAUUUAGUUCCAGUUUUUUAACCAAAACUCUGAGUAAUUAGCCCAAAAUGAAGGGAAAACUAAAGAAAAAGGUUAUCAAACUUCACUCAUUGCAUUUAAAAAUGAACUUGCUUGCCCAAAUGGGGACCAGGUUUUCUACAAGCCAUAUCUGCUAACAACACUGCACGUGAUGUCUAGCCAGGUCAGUGUCUCUAGUUUAGGAGUUUUUCAAGUUCUGUGGAUCAGAAAGGGUCUCUAUUGCACUUCUUGUACUCUCCACAAGCAAUUCUGUGAUUUUUACAUUAAAUUAAAUUUUUUGAUACAACUCAUUGUUUUCUAGUAAGUACCGUUUAUCACUGUCUACAUGUAGCUCAACAAGCAGUUAUGUGUCUCCAGUGAUUACUAUCAAUAACUGUUCACACUCUAAUGUGAUAUCUUCUAUGAUCUGACACGCCCAUAUCAUACUUGCAGUGCUUAAUACAGUUGAAGCUCGUUAUCAAGUGGGGGCAUUCUAUUCUUGGGCAGGUACAAAGUGCAUUUUUUACUUGACUCCUCAAUUUUUCAUAUCUGCUAGAAAAGUGUCACAUUUAUAGUUUUGCACUCUGUUAUAAUCUAAUAAGUUACUGCAUCCUAUGAGAAAAACUAUCAUGACAAUAACAACUGUACAUGAAUAUAAAAAAAAACUGACUGUAGACAGCCAGAAUGAUAUUGUUGGUCACUGGUUUUGGUCAUAUCAUUACAAAAGUUUUCAAAUAAAUCAUACUAUUAGGCAGAAAUAGAGUUUAAGUACUGUUUAAAAACGAGCAGGAAGGUAUUUUCAGGUUUAAAAAGGGGUUAUUUUGGUCUAAAAUAUUGGACAUAAAGUUUAGCCGUGUCUUUAUCAGAUAUAAAGACACUAGUUAAACAUUUAUUUCUUUUGUUGUUGUUUUUUUUUUUAAUUAUUAAUGAGUUUUGGAUUGUACACAUAGCCAUCCCCCUCCUUUUUAAUAGUUUUUAUACUGUGUGUUAGAACCAAGAAGUAAUUAAUAAGCAUAAUGAUUGAAUCUUUAUUUUUGCUGAUUAGGUGUACCUCUCAUUGCUCUCAAUCCAUUUAAAGAUGUGGAAGAACUUUAUGAUGAAAAGAUCAUGACAAAAUACAAGGGAGUUAGUCCAGCUGAAAUAAAGGUUUGAGCAGUCAACUAGAUGAUCAUUGGAUAAAUGAAUUAUUAGAGCCGAAUUAAAAGUAGCCUUUUUUAAAAGUAAUAACAUUAUCAUGACUAGCAAAGUUAGCCGCAAAGACAAUGCUCCUCACACUAGCAUCGCCUUUGGUGUGCAGCUCUUGCAAUUUCCCCCAAAUAGAUCAGUUCUUGCUCACAGGCUAUUUUGAAUUCAUAAUUGAGCAGUUUUCCUUUCAUAGUCCCACUUGCCUGUGCCAGGUUGUAUGAGUUGUACGGUAGGGAUGUCAAAACAACACGGUCAAGCAAAAAGAAGAGGCCGGUGAUCUGGGGAAGGGGAUGGUGGUGGGAAACAAAGAGUCUCUUCUCUCCCCACCCCACCUCACAUUUUUUGCAUUAGAUUUCCUGAUUGCUGCAAAUUUCUUCCUUUGAGCAGGGAACAGGCUGUAGUCCCACCAAAGAUUUAAUUUGAUCAAGAAAAUUCUGGGGAAUUUUUAUCAUUUUAAAAUUGUUAAAUGAUGAAAAAUGAGGUGGGAAUAUAAAAAUGGUAAAAUUGAGCAUUUUUGGGUGAUUUAAAGUAGGUAAGUUUGAAUUGGAAAGUUUAUAUACAAAGACAGGAUAGUCCACCAAGGUCAGUACCCAUGUAGAAUAACUCCAUCUUUCUUUCUUUUUUCACUAUCUUUUUUUUCAUUUGCCUUCAUGACAAAUACCUCAAGCAUCAUGAAAUGAUAUUUUUCAUUUGUUUUUACUUUUAUCCAUAUCAAUUAAGGAGCUUCCGCCUCAUAUAUUUGCUGUUGGACAGAAAGCGUUUUGUGAAAUCAAAAGAGAUCUGGAAACCAGGAACCAAUCCAUUGUUGUCAGUGGUGAAAGUGGUGCUGGCAAGGUCAGUAUAGGGAUCAGGGACGAGGGAGGGAAGGUGAAGUUUGUCUCCUUCAUCAUUCUUUCAUUUAUUGUCAAAUCGAAUGGGAAAUAAAACAGCCCACACUACCGUUUGAAAAGAGUCGGGAAAGUUUUCCCGGUGGUGUACUGGUCUACCUUUCACGCAUCAUUCAUAUCAUGGGCUAUGGAUGGGUUACAGUGAGCUCAUAUAUGGACUGAUAGCGGCUGCCAGUGCAGUGGCGCCUUUGAUGCUGCCGUCCGAGCUUACUGUUUACAUGGUAAUAUAUUAUAUAAUGUAAAGAGAGCACGUCUCGUUGUCCUCUAAUUCACGACAUUCCAUUCCGUUCCAACUUGUUCAAGAAUAUUGAUUGUUUUCUUUUUUUCCGAAUAGACUUGGACGACUCGUAGUUUAAUGCGUUUCAUUACGGACGUGGCAGAUACCAGGUAUGAAGUCUUCGACGUUGACUUAGAGUAAAUUGUUAGAAUUUUUACAAUUCUUCUGAAAUGUCAUACAUCAGCAUGCACGAUUACGAUAAAUUACUUACAUACAUUACUGCCAGUCUAAUUGCAAGCUUUCUCUAAUUUAUCGGCUUUCAAUAAGAUCCAGCACUAGAAGGGAGUUCCCGCUGGCAUCAGCAACGUCACGGUUGCCCUUAUUGGUCACUAGAAUUGGCUGUCCUGUACAAGAGAAGACGACCAAGAGAUCCGUUGAAUAAUCCAAGUAAAUGCGAAAACUGGAUGGUUUAUUCUGAACAAAUAAAAAUCCAUCCGUUUAUCCUAGACAGAUUUUGAAGACAAUAAUCCGUCUCGUGCUACGUCCAUUUUUGGAGUCUUUCACCGCACAAUUUUAAAACUGCUACAAGCUAAAAAUUCUUGCGUGAACUUGGCGUAUGAGCGUACAGCUAAAGUCUGGAAAAGAAUUUUUUUUAUUUUCUUUUUCUGAAAUCAUUAAUUUACUCCUUCAAAAUCUCAACGGUUAUGCUCCUGUAGCCUGUUAUUAAAACUAUAUGUGUGCAACGAAAAAAACGUUAUUCAUCGAAUCAUUGGGGGGAGCAAAGGUGGCGCAGUGGUGAGAGCGCUCGCCUCCCACCAAUGUGGCCCGGGUUCGAAUCCUGGCGUCGACGCCAUAUGUGGGUUGAGUUUGUUGUUGGUUCUCUCCCUUGCUCCGAGAGGUUUUUUCUCCGGGUACUCCGCAAAAGGGGAGAGGAAUUUUUGGUUGUGAAAGUUUAAGGUUAAGCUAGACCUUGCGUGCCUGUGCAAAGUUGCUCAAGAAUACUUGAGGAAUCACUAGGCACCCAUUUGUUUUUACAAUUUACAAUUUUUUACAAUUUACAAUUUACAAUUUAUUCAGCCCUAUAUUUUUAACUAAAUCUGAAAAGUAUUUCGACAAGGUGGCAGCCUUCGUCGUGAUUAUAGGUAUCUCUAGGUUAAAUGUAAUAUUACGAUUAACUGUAAUUGUUUUGAUAGGAUUGAGGAAACUACAAACGUUAGCAUGAUUGAGCAAAGGAUACUUGAUUCCAGUCCAGUUUUGGAGGCUUUUGGAAACGCUCAGACUCCAAGAAACAAAAACAGCAGUCGGUUUGGAAAAUAUAUUCAACUUCAGUUUGAUCGGUGAGUCAGCAAAGCCCAAAGAUUAGUAUUCUGGGAAGUAUGUUCCCCGAAUUCCAUCGGAAACUCAGAAAAGUCAUUGACAUAUUGUUCUUUCAUAUUACGCUUCAGCUUCAGAUUUAUGAUAUCACAAGAAUUUUAUUGGUUAAUAUUAUCAUGAUUUCUUUUUAGUGAGAUGUAGUUCUUUUCUUAAUGCAUAGAUCAAAUAACUCACUGCUAAAUUUUUUAAGCACUGUAAAUUAACUUCCAGGAGCCAGAGAAUCAUUGGCGCUACAGUAAGCACAUAUCUGUUGGAGAAGACGAGAGUUGUACAUCAGGCCCAAGGAGAAGGAAGAUUCCACAUAUUUGACCAGGUGCAAACUUACUGUAUUUUUACAGACAGGAGAAAGCAGGUUUUCUCGCGCCAGCCUUGUCAUAUAUCGUUGCGCCCAAAACCUCUCAUACAAAGCGCCCAGCCUGGGUUACUUUCAUUUAAUUAUAAUAUAUAGAUUUAGCCAGGGCUAAAAGCGAAGCUCUCGAUAAUAUUUAUAGUUUGCUCAAACAAAAUAUAAAAUCGUGUAAUGCUAAGCGGACAUGACAAUUAAUCUAAUCUUAACACUUUAAAAAAACACGGAUACAGAGACAAUUUCCGCUUUCCGUUUUCGUAUUCAUUGACUCCUUAGUUGUCUCUGCUUCACAAGACGCGAGUAGCUAUGGGUCUUCCCGUCAAAAUGACCUUAAGUUGCAUUUGGGUUGCCAUACCUGUUGAUUGAGUUGUUUUAAAUUGAUAUGCCUGUGAUGCGGACGGACGGUCGGGCGGGGACUCGGNCUAAAAGCGAAGCUCUCGAUAAUAUUUAUAGUUUGCUCAAACAAAAUAUAAAAUCGUGUAAUGCUAAGCGGACAUGACAAUUAAUCUAAUCUUAACACUUUAAAAAAACACGGAUACAGAGACAAUUUCCGCUUUCCGUUUUCGUAUUCAUUGACUCCUUAGUUGUCUCUGCUUCACAAGACGCGAGUAGCUAUGGGUCUUCCCGUCAAAAUGACCUUAAGUUGCAUUUGGGUUGCCAUACCUGUUGAUUGAGUUGUUUUAAAUUGAUAUGCCUGUGAUGCGGACGGACGGUCGGGCGGGGACUCGGCGGGCGGCCGGUCGGUGUACGGUCACGUGAUUACCAAAUUUUCUCGGAUGGGUAGUUUACCACAUUUUCUUACCCAUGGUGCUCCGCUAUAAACACCAAUGAAAUACCAAUUAAGCUUUCGCGCGAAAACAUGUUAUCUCCAGACGUAAAAAGAUCCCCGCUGCUAAUGGCUACAUAAUAAAUCGCACUUUUCAUAUAGCCUUUAAAAAUUUUUUCAAAACUCAAAGAGAGAUUUCCUAUCUCCCCGUGGCCAUGUAAUAUCUUCUAUUUUAUUAUAUGGAAUCAGAAAAUAAAAAUUUGACCUUCAACAUUAUAUCUAUAACUUCCUAAAGCUUUUCUAUGAAUAAACCUUGUUUCAGAUUACUUCAAGUAAACAUCAAGAAGCGACCUUGAAAAACAAAGAAUCUUCAUUUGUUGGUAAUUAAAUCGGCGGCUUUCGUUUUCACUUUACAUAGUAAAUGAUUACUGAAAUCAAAGUCCUUUUUUGAUUUUUUUAAGAGCAGCGAGAGGUCUCAAACGUCGUAACAAAUUAAUAGGGACCUUAAGAUCCGAAGGCUACGUCCGGUCUGCCUAGUCCCUAGGCAGAAGGUCUGGGCUGAAGACGCCGUACAGGGACUAGGCAAGGCGACGGCGACAAGAACGUCAAAAAAGCAAGGCAAAACAGCAACAUUGCACGUGUGCCACACCUUUUUUGUAUUGCACGACUUCGACGUGAAAAUGCCUAAUUUUGCGUUUCAUGGAGGACGUAAACAAGCCACGACUGGCUGGCAAUGUUCAAUGUAAAAACGCCUGAAUUUUCAUUUUAUCCUUUCGCCCACAUCUUAUUUUUUAGCCCUCCAGGAAACAAAACAAGCUUUGGAAAACAUAGGAAUUGACAAUCACCUGCAAAACGAAAUAUUCAAGGUAUAGACUUAAGUUAACUAAGGACUUUCAUAAAACACUUUAUUCUGUUCUUUUUCUGACUUCCUUUCAACUACUGGAAGUUCAAAUUAUUGUCUUUCAAUUUUCCCUGUUUUCUAGGUUUUGAACGGAGUUCUCCAUCUUUGUGAUAUUGUGUUUUUUGAUCCUUUUUCAAAUAUGACUGAAAUUUGUACUGUUACCGACGAUCAUGAUAAAGGUUAGUCUUCGUCUACUCCCUAUAGAGUAAUCUAGACAAGGAACUACCAAGAUAUGAUAAGAGAGAUGAAGUUUUUCACUGUAACAGUUUUUUUCUUUUCGUUUCUCUUCUAUUUCUCCGUUCCCCUUUACAAAAUUUUCUAUUGACCUUCGCACACAGGAGAAUCCAUUCUGCCCGCGAAUACAUUUAAGUCCUCAAUUUUUCUGAACCUCUUUUUACAGCAAUCGCUCGUGUCUGUGAAUUACUGGGAACUGAAAGCGAGUGGCUAAAGCGGUGCUUAUUCUUAAGAAGAAUAACAGCGGGCUCUACAAGAGAGGAGUUUAUGAAGAAGUGCUCACCAUCCGAAUGUGCGGAGAGAAGAGAUUGUAUGGCUAAAAUAAUAUACUCCAGGUAGAGUUUUUAGCGAACAGAAGCUGUAAGCCUCCUUCCAUCUAUAAACAUCAACUAACUGUUCAUGCUGGUAAAAUGUUUGAACUUGACUGGACGACUAUUUUCUGUUUUUAUAAGCAAUGCAUGCAGCUGUUUGGCUUGUCAAUGUCAAUCUGGCUAGUAUGUGAGAGAAAGGAGCAAUUCAAUUAACAGCUCCCUCAUGAUAUCGUAUUUUUUUUCAAGUGUUUAACCCAAACCAACUUACGCGACUGACAAGCCACGUGAAAAGCUAAAAGCCAUGCAAGAAAGACACCGCUACUCGCAGGGCAAAGUGUUUAGUAGUUUUCUGAAAAAGCCCUUUACGUUCCUCACUAGCAAGAUGAUUUUUUACGAUGCAAAUCGUUAUCCAUAUUCUAAACGUCCUAAUGCAUUAUCUAUCCUAAUUUGAUGUUUCCUUUGUUCUUUUGUAGAUUAUUCGACUGGAUUGUUGACUUCAUAAACUCUUCUAUUAAAGCACCUGCAGAGCUAAAGUACUCAUUCAUAGGUAAUAAGGGAAUCAUCGUUUCUUUUUCGUUUCUAAUACUUAUUUCUUGAAAAACAAAUGAUCAAAAAUGUAUCACCCAAACAAACCUUUAUUAUGUCAAAAUGAUUUUUUUUGUCUAGUCUCUCUUCAGUAAUGUUCAAAUGCUCAAUUAUGUUGCAGGUCUUCUUGAUAUAUACGGAUUUGAAAACUUCAACUUUAACAGUUUAGAGCAGUUGUGUAUAAACUACGCCAACGAAAAGCUCCAGCAACAUUUCGUGAAUCACUUCAUGAAGAGACAGCAGGUUAGUUGUUAUCAUGUUGCUGAAUAAGAAACAAAAGUAUUUUUACUGACUAGGUUAGAAAUAACCGAGUAUGCGAAGCGCAAGUUCCGCGGGCGCCACAUAAUUUUUGAUCACAAGAAAAUCCUCAAAACCUGUCAGUAUUUUCUUGGUAACGAUACGCUUUAGUAUGUGCGGUCCUUUCGUUCAAUGACGGGGACGUCAAAAACGCAACAGAUCGAGGGUGGAUUCAUCUGGAGCAUAUAUACGCGUAUAGCUGUCGCAUUUGCCAACUGGGAUUUUUUGUAUCGUUUUUAGGCUUAAAAACAAUUAAAAAUACCAGCAGGCAAAUGCGACAGCUAUACGCGUAUGUUGCAAAUGAAUCCACCCCGAAUAACCAAAACUACGUACAACUCCGCUCACGUGCAUCAUGCUUUUUGGUAUAUUUCGUCGCUGUCACUGCCAACUACAGCCAAGCUCGUUCCCAGGGUUCUCUCCUACCCGCCCUACGGAGCGAGAGAGAGGGUGGGUAGGAAAGAACCCUGGAACGAGGUUGAACUACAGCGUGAAACUUUCCAACGUGACGUAUUAUAGAAGACGUUAACACUCGACGACAAAUUUUUCUUUCUAUUUUAUACUCUGAUGUGCUCCCUUAAAAUUCAGCUCCAGGAAAACUCACCUUGAAAUAACCGUCAUAAGUUUUGAAAGAACGCGGAUACACUUAAUAGAGACCUUAUAAGAUACACCGUUUCCUUGUACGGCUACGACGGGUAGAUUGCCUCUUGCCCCGGAGAAACGGGUAGGCUACCGGCGGGGUAGAACGGUAACGCCAUUUUCACAUCUGGAAAAUCCUGGUUGCCUAUCAUAUAACUACGUGGCAAACAUGUUCGCCUACCCGUACCAGUGGACUGAAACGGUGUAUCUUAAGGUCACUAAUAAAUGACGUCUCCGUUACGUACUGUCAGGCGUUCUAGUGGUUUCCUAUAUUUCCCAGUGCCUCUACUUUUUUAAUCUUUGACGCCAUUUAGGUAGAAGUUACUGCUAAAGAAGUUUGGCAGCCGCCUGUAACUGUAUCUUUCUAGUAACAUUGUAAGGCUUGUAGCAAGCAAACGUAUUGGUGACCUCAUGGUCUGACUCUCAGUAAAGCCUUUUAAGUUGAAUCAUACCUUUUAUCUCGGUACGUAAUAUCUACCUUAUUUUAAGAGGGUGCGACAUAUUGCUAAAUGGUCCAGCACUUCUUUUGCUAAAAUAAGAAUAAAUACGGUUAAUUGCGCAAAACAUAGGGCACUAUAAAAUGAGUUCAAACGGCGGGUGGCCUGGCGAUGCUGGCGCAGACAGUUAGAUUUCUGAGCCCUUAAUUCGUGUAAAACGGUGUUGAUUUGGUGCUUAUCUCUGCUAUAGGAGGAGUAUCAGAAGGAAGGCAUUGACUGGUCGUUUCAAGAUUUUGUUGAUAAUCGGCCAUGUUUGGAUCUCAUUGAAGGAAGAACCAGUGUCUUUUCAUUAAUGAACGAGGUAAAAAAAGUUGUGUCGAUACUGAAAUAGAGAAACCGCCCCUCCUCGCACGCGCUUCAUUUCCAUUGAGAAAGCAAGACUAGAAAAAUUAAAUAAAGAGACCACCUCCCCCCCCCCCCCCCCCCCCCAGCCCGGUUCGAAAGGUCAGGAAAUUUGGAUUUAGUUUUUAAAAUCCUGAUUUCAGAUUUGCAAUAAAACGCGAAAUCCGUAGUGGGUUUCCUUUCUUUCCAUUUUUAUGGGGAAUCCGAAAAAGGAUUUGAAAAACUGUUCGCAAGAACAGCGGUCUCACACGCGCACACAUAAUUAGCAGACCACUGUUCACGAGAACAGUUUUUUGGAUUUCCCGAUAAUACAAUAGAAUUUCUCGAAGAUGAAGUCUGUUUUCGUAUUGCAAAAUCCGAAAUCGGGAUUUCAAAAUCUGACUUAUCCAGAUUUGCCAAUCGAACGCACCCUAAGUUAUUUACCAAACAGCGCUGCAUCAUAUCCAAAGCCUCCUAAUCUUCAGUGUGAGGCGUCCUAAGAUAAGGACGCCAGCAAGCUCUCAGAAUUAACGACGCGUUUAAUUAGCUUAAACGAAAAAAAUAGAUGAAUGAACCUACCAAUGUCCGUAGCAUUAAAAAAAAUUCCCUGUUCUCUUGCGCAUUAUAGAUGUGUCGCAUGCAUGUGUCGCAUGCAGCUUGCGACAUUUCGUCGUUCUGUGUUGUUGGCGACCCUUUUGACUGUAAAAUAUGUUUUGAACUGAAGGACCUAGGAGGAGUUGAACCGGCCUCUUGGCUGGGCGUUGAGCAGACACUUGUAGGUUUGAACGAACAUUUGGCAGGACCUCCCAACUAAUUUAAAAAACUCUAGUGUGUCUGCAUUUCCAAAGAAAAUGAUACGCUUUCUACUGUCAGAGCAACGUGAAAUGAAAUAAUUUUUCCCCUUGUUGAUGAAGCAACAUAGUUCAUGUAAAUAGAAGUUCUUCCUACUUUGUUUUGUAUGUCCUUUGAUUUUACCUGCUAGCAAGAACCUAAAUUGUUCAGCGAGCUAAAAAGAAAACCAACUGGUUCAUUUAGCUUCCUAGCUUGCACAUUAUUCUCGUUACAUUUAAUAUAAUAUCCUGUAAUGUAAUUAAAUUUCUUAGAAUGCAAUAUUAACCAUAUACAUUAACAAAGCAUAAUAAAGAUUAUUAUUAUUAUUAUUAUAAUCAUAACUAUAACAAAAUUGUAAAAUCUGAUUGGCUAUCAACUGCCCUGAUUUCAGCCUUAAUUGGACAGUUUAAUAGGACAGUACGCGUCAUGCCUAAGUAAUUGGACAGUACGCGCCAUCACGCGCGCUUAAAUGCCUUUUUUUUCACGGCUAGCAAAACAAAAUUUCCAAUUUCUUGUGUUUUGAUUUAAAAAAUAGCCUAUUAUGUCACAAAUUUUGUUAAAGUUAUGAUUAAUUGGUAACAGGACUGAGUGGAGUCCAAUUCGGUCUGUAAUCAUACGAGUGAUUAAACAAAUCGGACUCCCGCUAAGCGGUCGUCUGAUUUUGUUAAUCACUCACCGAAUUGGACUCCACUCAGUCCUGUUACCAUUACAAUAAUAAUAAUAAUAAUAAUAAUAAUAAUAAUAAUAAUAAUAAUAAUAAUAAUAAUAAUAGUUCCAUUAGUGGAAGGGGCCUUGAGAAGCGAUCUUAACUCUAUUAAAUUGUCAGUGUGUGAAGCCUAUAUGAGGAAACAAUGUUACAGCGAGAAAAUAAGGCUGGCAUUUCAGGGAAUGAAGGAUCUUCAAGUUACAGAGCGCGUGUCGCCUUACCAUCACAGGAAUACCAAAGUAUUACUUUAUUCUCAGGAGUGUCGCUUAAAGAGAGAGUUGGACACAAAAUCGUUUAGCACACGCCUGGAAGCUUCAUUGGCUCAGUUCAGGCAUUUUACCUGCCCGCGGUUUAGGAGUGAAAAUGAGGAGUUUACGAUUCAUCAUUUUGCCGACAGCGUCUCUUAUCAAGUCGAAGGACUUGUUAAGAAAAAUAAGGUACGUACUUAUUCCUUAAGUAAAUAAACUCUUGAAGAAAUUCAUUAGGUAAAAUAAAGCUAAGUGUGUAUAAUCAGACCUGUUACUUUGUUUGUGCGAGGAAAACUAUUCAUUCCUUAUAUUUACUACAGUUGUUCAAGGAAUCGAUCAUAGAACGACAACGUUUUCUUGAAUUACUCGCAAAAUCCGACGACAUCAUGAGGAUUUGAAAGAACUUUCCGAACGCCAUUGCCGGGCAACCAAACAUCAAGAAAGAUGACAGCAGUUUGUUUAGCGUUGUUUAUUCUCUUAAGGCCGUUGAACACUCACUAUGGUUGGGAUUUCUUUUCCAGUUGUCAGUUUUCUUAUAAAUUGCCCAGAAUUAAGCAACACACCUAGAACCGCUAUGCCGCCCGUUGAAAAACUGAGCAUUAUAAUAAGUACAUGUAGAAAAUAGCCUUCUGGGAGAUGAAUUACCAAAUGCAGGCAAAAUUGAACCGCAACGUUUAUCCACCGUGACAUAUAAGAUUGUAACUCAUCGCACUCUCAAAUUUUCAUUUCUUUCUGUCGACGCCUCAAAGGAUUUUAUUCCUCCUGAGGUUGUUGAGCUUCUACAAAAAAGCACGAACACGUUGAUCCAGGAACUUUUUCGAUUCCAAGAGAACCAGGACAAAGGAGAUGGAAAAUUUGAGGUAAGUUUCUUGUUUUUGAAAGGGAAGCAUUUGUUGAGAUCCUUUAAACAUAUGAACCGUCAGUAUAUCUUUCAUGUAACGCUAAAGGUAUAAGAUGAACUCUAAAGGUUAUCAUAUGCACGUUACACUUUAACGGGUAUCUAUCCACGCUAUUAGCUGUCAUUUGAAAAAGCUAAAACUUUCGUCGCAUCAAAAGAAAUUUGGGGAGCGAGGGAUGGCACAGUGGUGAGAGUACUUGCCUCCCACCAAUGUGGCCCGAGUUCGAAUCCUGGCGUCGACGCUAUAUGUGAGUUGAGUUUGUUGUUGGUUCUCUCCCUUGCUCCGAGUGGUUUGUCUCUGGGUACUCCGGUGUUCCCCUCUCCUUAAAAACCAACAACACUUCCAAAUUCCAAAUCGACCUGGAACGCACGGACACGUUUCAGCGAGUUCUUAUGAACUCCUAAGUACCCCGUGGGUAAACAAAUAACAAUUGUCAAAAUAAUGGUCCAGUUUUGUUAUUUAAGACUAUAUUUAGGCACAUUGAAACUGUUUCCUGUCGACUGUUGAUACGGAUAGCAAGGAUGGAAGUGGAUUGAGACUAAAAAAAGGGUUGGGCAAACCUUUUCAAGUUUUAAUGCAAAAUGUGCAAAACUCACAAAGUAUAUAUUAUGGUUAGUGUCCCUGAUGAAAUCUGUUUAAUAUCUUCUUCAUAACUCUACAGGAACAUUUUUUUAAUGGGUAAAGGUUCUAAGUAAUGACUUAAGCACAGACUUGACCUAAAACAGCAAUAUCCAUGUGACAAAGCCACUUUAAAUUGUUGACAAACUUUUUAGGGAGCAAGGGUGGCGCAGUGGUGAGAGCACUCGCCUCAAACCAAUGUGGCCUGGGUUCAAAACCCCGCGUCGACGCCAUAUGUGGGUUGAGUUUGUUGUUGGUUCUAUCCCUUGCUCCGAGAGGUUUGUCUCCGGGUACUCCGGUUUUCCCCUCUCCUCAAAAACCAACAACACUUCCAAAUUCCAAUUAGAUCUUGAACGCACGGACACGUUUAAACGAGUUCUUAUGAACUCCUAAGUGCUUUCGUGGGUAAAAAAGUAAUUCAAUUUUAUUUUUUUUUAUUUAAGCAUAUACGCAGGAGUUCACCCCGUCACCUAUAGAUUGAAAUCUUCGAUCUCUCGCUUGGCGAAAAGUUGAGCUUUUUUAAAAGGAUACAAGAAAAAUAAACUUUAUCAAAUGUUUAAAAAAAAUCCAUGAGAAUCAUCAUACUUUACGAUUUAAAAGGGAAAGCAAUGGAACUGAGAAACUGUGAACAUCUUCAGGAACUUUCAGACUCGGAUAUGUCGGGUCCUUUACAAAAAAUCCUAGUGCUCUCACUCUUCGGGAAAAUCUCCCGCCAUUGACACGCAAGAAGUUGGCAGGUAUAUAUUUGAGGAAACUUACAUGUAAGAUGUAACUCAACGGUCAGUCUUUCACUUUAUUACAGGACGGAGUAAUGACAACUAAGGAGAGUUCCAGACAUCGCCAGUCGACAGUUACUGUUGUUCGCAAAUUCAAGGUACACUGACGGCGGCUCAGUUAAGUUUCCAAGUGUGCCCACCUCCCCGGGCAUCCGUCGGGCAUUUUCCCACUGUGGGGCAUUUGUCAUCGGAUCUACCCAAGGGUAGGGAUGGGGAUUAGGCCAUUUCCGAGUUGCUCAAAGCUUCUGUUUCAAAGAGAGGCUAAGUGCAAUGAUAUUCAAUUCUCAUGCCAAUAAAUCUAAUUUUCACGAGGAACGUUUUGCACUUAGCUUCGAAAGGGAGAUAUUUUGGAACUCGGAAAAGGCCUAUUUGUCAUUGUUUUCUUCAAACCCAAAUACUUUGAGUAUUAUGCAUGACCAGCUUGUCCCACCGUGACAAAUAUCCGGGAGGGGGCCGGGGGUCAACACUUGAUACUGAGGGACCGUUGUGUUCUGGCCUAGUAUGAUGUGCUGAUUAUGACUUGUUGAAUGUUCUUUUAUGUUUAGGUCUCACUGGACAGUCUAAUGUCCACGCUGAGGUCUACAAAUGUUCACUACAUUCGCUGCAUCAAGCCAAACUCUGACUGCCUGCCUCAGGUGUUUGAUAGGAAACAGGUAUUUUGCAGCCCUGCACUAGGGUUUUCCAGUUACUAGUACUACAUGCAUUAGCCCCUGUUUGCCUGUUCUUCUUACGCAGUUAGAUAAAACCGAACUGACUCUAAAGCGUAGGUUAAAUAGCCUGCGACCCAGACGGAACUAAACUUCCGGUUAAGUCCUUCUGCAAAACAGUGCCGAAAUCCUUUUUCAGUUGGGCCCCCCCACCAGUGCACCAGGGUUUGAGUGCGCGCUAUGAUUGGCCUGGUAAAAGGCCAUUGCUGAUUUGCCAAUCAGGUUGAACGAAAAUUCGAAAUGCUCCGGUAAUUCGUUGAGGCCGUUGUAGACCCAAAACAAGGAUACCGGCGCUGCUUGGCAGAACUUACUAACCGGGCUGAGAUUACGUUUGCGAAGCAGGCCCUGACUCGUCCCCAGUUGUCUCUCUUUGUAUUUUCUUAGUGGCGCGAGAGGUGUGAUGGGAAGGAGGAAAGCGAGGGAGAGAGAGAGAGAGGGUCUUCCUUCCUUUUCCCUUCCCAUCACCCCCUGCUUCCGCUGCGCGCGUUACGCGAAGACCACUGGUGAAAGUCAGACGUAGACGCUGGCCAAGAUUGAACCGUAGACACAUUUAUCUCGGGGUUUCAUUGUAUCAUGUUUCAUAAUGGUAGGCUAAGUUAGAACGAGUUGACGAGAGCUAGUUUAGCUCUGUUUGACUGCAACUACUGUUUACACUUAUAUCCAUCUAAAAAGGUUAUGGCUCAACUGAAUGCUUGCGGUGUGGUAGAGACAAUUAAAAUCAGCGCGGCUACUUAUCCAAUCAGGUGAGUCAAUUACUUGACUAGGUGUUUUAAUCGCGAAAAAUAACUUUAAACCUCCAAGCGGGAUGUCUCAAGCUAACCUAAGUUUAAUGUUUGUACUUCUAGGAUCUCGCACCAUGAAUUUCUUAAAAGAUACAGCCCCCUUUUGAAACUUUCCAACCAUACGACACGCAGCCAUUUGUCACAUCCGCUCAGCUCUCCGAAGAAAGCCGACGCUUCUCCACGAUGUCCGACGGUGGAACGUCUAAAGCGUCGAUCUCGUAGGCGUCACCGAAGUAGCUACGACCACACGAGGCAUAUUUGCCGAUCAAUUCUAGAAACUGCUGAGACUGACAUUGAUGAAAGCAAAGAAAAUACCGAAGGAAAAUUUCUCAAGGGUGUGAAACUCGGGAGAUCGAAGGUUUUUAUGCAAGAAGAUACGGUACGUUUUGGGGGUGUCCAACCCCAUAUUACCUUUUAUUAAAGUAGAAUCUACAAUGAUUAUCUUAAAUUUGCAUUAUUCAUCACUCAGGUAGAGGGAAUAACGGUGAUAUUUCAUUUUUCGACUACAGUCAACUCUCUGUUGGUGAAGGACACUAAUUUGGGAUUGACACUUAAGUAUCCUAGCCCUUAGAGAGUCGACAAAGAGACAUGGUCCACAGGUCAGGAAAAAGUCGGAGGAUUUCACUCCGAGUCAGGGAAAAUUUGAGCCUUUGAAGGAGGUCAGGGAGAAGUGAAAUUUUAAGAGUACACAGUCAUUCUUUUCCCUCUACCUUUACUGUUAUCUUACAUUUAAAAUUCUUUUGUAAAUUUUACAGGCAUGAAUGGUGUUGCAUUGGUAGAAUAUUGUUCGUGAAGUUGAACAACAUCCCUUUUGCACGUUAUGAUAAGGCCAUUCCUAUAUCAGUUCAUGUACACUACAUGUGACUUGCUGUAAGCAUAAAUAAGGGAGUAUAGGGGAUGGCUUUGAGGGAAGGGUUGAGUCUAUUUUCAGGACUAAUUGGUGAAAUUGCGUUAAUUCGGUUAAGGAAAUUUUACAUUUGUCAGGAAAAAGUCAGGGAAUAGUCAGCGGUAUGGACCAACUCUAAGCGUUCCUCUUAUAGAGGUGUCCGUUGAGAGAGAAAGUCAACUGUGUUUCAUGGAAAUCACAUUUCAACUAGAGAACAAUGUACAUAGAUUAGCUUAGAUUAUUCUCUCUUGACAAUUUCAAGCAAAGAGCUAGUUUACUUUUUUUGUGUGAAUCCGACCGUUUGGAUGAUCAACUAGUAAUUGCUUCUUUUUGCUUGUUCUUAACUAUUAACUGACUUGUUGUUGUUGUUGUUGUUGUUGUUUUGUUAUCAUUACCACUAUUUUUCCCUGUUUUUAGAUGGAAAGGCUGGAAGCAGUUCGAAACAGGUGCCUGAUCAAAUCAGUGGUAGUUAUCCAGAAAUGUUGGAGACGCCAUCAAAAGCGCUUAACGAGAAGGAGGGUAAACGCAGCCGUGAAAAUUCAAUCUGGUAAAAGUUACCAUUUUAUGUACCACGACGGAUUUACCCUUGAAGUUGGUUAAAUAAUGAAAAUGUCAGUGUCUGCAUAAAUUUAUAUCAGUUACAUAAAUACGCCUCCUUACAUUUAACGUUAGUGUUUUCAUUAGUCGUUUCUCUCUUCUACAAGCAGUCUGACAGAAAUUAUUUCCUUUUCAGUGUGGCGAGGGUGGAAGGCAAUCAAAAACUUCAAGAAGACUUUAAAAGCCAUAAAAGUUAUUCAAAACCACGCGAGAAAAUGUUUGAUGUUAAAACGACUCAGUGACUAUAAGCGCCUUUUAACAGAGGACAACUAUAACCAGGAGAAAGACUUUAUCAACGAAACCAUCCUCGAGAGAAACUCUGUCUUGACAGAAAAUACUGGUAUACUCUUAAGACAAUUGUCAGUUUCGCCGUUAUUCUCAAGUGGCGAAGUCACAAAGCGGCAUGCCCUUCCAAGUUUAGUUUCGUCUACUUCAGGAUCUUGGUUUAACCCGUUUAAGACGAAUUGCGACGAGUUUAGUCAAAACAGCUUCUUCUGGCUCUACAACAAGGAAUUGUCAUGCAAUUUGACCAGAAACACGAUAAGCCCUCUCGCUGUGUUGAUCUCUAACUUCAGUCAAGGAAAAAUACCACCACUAGUUUGUACCGUGGACAAACAGCUUUCUUCAAAGCAGAUGGUCAAUACAUCAUCAGCUAUAAUAUCACGUCGAGACAUUGAAAAGGUAAUGCCUUUGCUAAUUUCGUUUCCAUCCUGUUUCAAGAUAUUCUGCCGUCUAUAUGCUAUUUUCUUUUCGUACAAGUUAACCUACGUUAAGAUGCCACUGUUCGUCUAGAGAAAAAACGUUCCACCUUCUUUAAAAGAAGGUUAUUGUAAAGGCCCCCUUAUUUUACGUCUGUCGGCUCAAGAUAGUCACUGAUUAUCAGACUAACAAGCCUAAAGCCAACUGAGCACUAAUUUUCCUCCUUCCCCCUCUCUCUCCAUCACUGCUCUGUUUUACAGGUAUUUUAACGCCACUUAAAGCUACACAGAAGCAGUCGAAACAAGGAUUUGAGGUUGCACCAGGGAAUCAAACUCGGGACCUCUCUCGCACCCGACUGUGCCCAGUUCUUGCUCUCUGGGAGAUGUGAAAGCAAGCAGCCAAUCAGUUAGACUGUAUAUCAUUUACUCAUUUUUUUUCUUCGAUGAACGAGCGAAUUGACGCGAGUGUCAGCGGAGCCGUACGGGCCAGCACCUAGCUGGCGAGCCUUGAAUUCUCUACCAGCCCAUGAUUAUACUUUAUCUUUUCUUAUCUCGCGCCCCUGUCCCACUCCUCGUAGCAAAGGCGAGCAAGCUCACUUGUUCAGGGUAGCGCGAGGGUAUCUCCCUGUGCCAGAGCUGGAGAACACUCCUCUGACAGGCAACGUUAAGUACAUUCUAAGAAAUGGUUAUAUCAUUCAAAUUUUUCAGGUUCCUGUUACGUUUCACUGCAGAGGUACCCCUCUUCCGCAUGCCAGCACCAGACCUCUUAAAGGAGCUUUGACUAACACGGUA